Messenger RNA from Vicia faba (fava bean), 1266 nucleotides. Lineage: Eukaryota; Viridiplantae; Streptophyta; Magnoliopsida; Fabales; Fabaceae. The record is from the annotation of a GenBank genome assembly.
AUGGAGUCAGAUCUUCAUCAACAGCAACAACCACAGGUGAGUUCUUCAGGUUUAACACGGUACCGAUCAGCACCAAGUUCAUAUUUCAACAACAUCAUUGAUAAAGAAUUCUACGAGCAUGUUUUCAAUCGACCUUCAAGUCCAGAAACAGAGCGUGUUUUUUCAAGGUUUAUGAACAGUUUAGGUUCAGAAGAUGAUUUACUCACUCAGAGAAUAGUUGAAUCGACGGUAAAAGAAGAAGACGAAAUUGUUAAUGUUAACGUUAACGUUAACAUUAACCAACACCACCAACAACAAGAACAACAAGAACAAGUACGAGAACAAGAACAGAUUGUUCAUCAUCAUCAUCAUCAGAGUAAUAGUUAUGAACAGUCUCAUGGUUUUUAUCAAACCUCAGUGAUGCCACCUUUGCCAAACCAGAAUGUUGUUUCUGGUUUGGAUGGUGGGUUUUCAAUGGAAGUUAAUAGGUUACAGCAGAUGAAGAGUCAUGGUGGAAAUAAUUCUAAUCUUAUUAGACAUAGUAGUUCACCAGCUGGAUUAUUUUCUCAAAUCAACAUUGAAAAUGGGUAUGUUAGUAUGAGAGGAAUGGGAAAUUUAGGAGCUGUUAAUAGUUCUAUGAAAGAUGCAAAAUUUUCUAGUGGAAGGAGUUUGAAGAGUUCAGUAAACUAUUCAUCUGGGAUAAUGUCAACAAUAGCUGAAGUUGGGGACAAAUGCAAUGAAGAAAAUAAUCAAGAAAGUGAAGUUUUUGGUGAAACUCAUGGUAACCGUUAUAUAGCGGAUUAUCAGGUUGAUACUUGGGAUGAUACCGAAAUGAUGUCUGAAAAUGUUGGUGGUUUGAAAAGAUUUAGAGAUAGUGAUUCAAAACAACAAUUUUCUGCUGGUUUUAAUGCAGCUGCAGUUCAGAAUGAAACAGGAGGAGGACAUUCAUCUUCUCCAUUGGCUCAUCAGUUGAGUAUGCCAAAUACUUCAUCUGAAAUGGCAGCUAUUGAGAAGUUUCUGCAUUUUUCUGAUUCUGUACCGAUGAAAAUUCGCGCUAAACGAGGCUGUGCUACUCACCCAAGAAGCAUAGCUGAGAGGGUUAGAAGGACUAAAAUUAGCGAACGUAUGAGGAAGCUACAAGAUCUCGUCCCAAACAUGGAUAAGCAAACAAAUACAGCAGAUAUGUUAGACUUGGCUGUGGAUUACAUCAAAGACCUUCAAAAGCAAGCUCAGAAGCUUCAAGAUUGUCAAGCAAAGUGCACUUGCCCACACAAGAAGCAACAAUAA